AUGGCAAUGAACAGGAUGAAGAACGCGUUCGCGCCACCUAAGAAGGGCGAGACGUUCGAGUUGCGGGCUGGGCUGGUGUCACAGUAUGCUUGGGAACGGAAAGAGUCGAUACAGAAGACCAUCAUGGCCAUGACCCUGGGCAAGGAUGUGUCCGCUCUGUUUCCGGAUGUCCUCAAGAAUAUAGCGACUGGCGACCUGGACCAGAAGAAGCUGGUCUAUUUGUAUCUAAUGAAUUAUGCCAAAUCACAUCCCGACCUGUGCAUUUUAGCCGUCAACACCUUUGUACAAGAUUCCGAAGACCCAAAUCCACUUAUACGGGCACUCGCAAUCCGAACGAUGGGCUGCAUCCGCGUGGACAAGAUGAUUGAUUAUAUGGAGGAGCCAUUGCGGAAAACAUUACGAGACGAGUCGCCCUACGUGCGCAAGACCGCCGCGAUAUGUGUCGCAAAGCUAUUCGAUCUGGCACCCGCGAUGUGCCUGGAGAAUGGCUUUCUCGAGACUCUGCAAGAGUUGAUAGGCGACCCGAACCCGAUGGUGGUUGCCAAUGCAGUCACAGCCCUGGCGGAGAUUGGGGAGGCAGCACCAGAGACAAACGCGCUACAAAUCACACCAACCACACUCAAAAAGCUGCUCAUGGCGCUCAAUGAAUGCACGGAAUGGGGCAGAGUCACUAUCUUGUCCAAUCUCGCCAGCUACAAAGCUCACGACGUCAAGGAAUCAGAACAUAUCUGUGAGAGAGUAGCGCCACAGUUCCAACACGUCAACUCCUCCGUCGUCCUUGCCGCGGUCAAGGCCGUCCUUCUACACAUGCGCUACGUCAGUCCCGAACAAGCACGAACAUAUCUUAAGAAGAUGGCCCCUCCUCUCGUCACCCUCAUCUCAUCCGCACCAGAGGUUCAGUACGUCGCUCUACGCAACAUCGACCUCAUCCUCCAGAAACAGCCCGACAUUCUCAACAAAGAGCUACGUGUCUUCUUCUGCAAAUACAACGACCCACCCUACGUCAAAUUCCAGAAGCUCGAGAUCAUGGUCCGAAUAGCACACGAAUCCAACGUCGAUCAACUCCUCAUGGAACUGAAAGAAUACGCAAUAGAAAUGGACAUGGACUUUGUCCGCCGCUCCGUCAAAGCCAUCGGCCAAGUCGCCAUCAAAAUCGAAUCCGCCGCCGAGCGCUGCGUCAACGCCCUCCUCGACCUCAUCAACACCCGCGUCAACUACGUCGUCCAAGAAGUCAUCAUCGUCAUCAAAGACAUCUUCCGCAAAUACCCCGGCUACGAGAACAUCAUCCCCACACUCUGCAAAUGCAUCGACGAGCUCGACGAACCCAACGCGCGAGCUUCCCUCAUCUGGAUCGUUGGCGAAUACGCCGAGAAGAUCUCCAACGCAGGCGACAUCCUUGCCGGCUUCGUCGACGGAUUUGGUGAAGAAUUCUCCCAGACCCAACUCCAAAUCCUCACCGCUGUCGUCAAACUCUUCCUGAAACGGCCGCAAGCAGCCCAAGGCCUCGUCCAGAAGGUCCUUACAACAGCCACCUCCGAAUGCGACAACCCGGAUAUCCGCGAUCGCGCAUUCGUCUACUGGCGACUACUCUCCAAUACCACUGAUCAGAACGCGCCCAAAAAUAUCGUCCUUUCCGAAAAGCCACCAAUCACAACCACAAUCCAGUCCCUCCCCGCGCCUCUCCUAGAAAAGCUCCUUACAGAACUCUCCACGCUAGCGUCAGUCUACCACAAACCACCCGAGCAGUUCGUCGGACAAGGCCGGACGGGCGCCGACGCAAUACAACAAGCCGCCACUGAAGAAGCGCAGCAAAAUGCACGCGAGAAUCCCCUCGCAGCCGCGGCCGCGGCUGCUGCUGUAUCAGGGAAGACGCCCGCCGGCGCGGCAGCGGGCCAGAACAAUGCAGAGAAUCUACUGGAUAUCGACUUCGACGGUUCUGCACCUGCCAGCACCGCUCCGGCGUCGAAUGGGAUGACUGGGCUGGAAGGGAUGGGCGGAACACCAGUGGGUAGCGGCACUCCAGCACGGGUGCAGAGUCCCGUUUCGGGUGGGGGAGGAUUACAAGCGAUGAGUCCGUUGAGUGCUACGGGCCAGACUGGGGGAGGUAUGGAUGAUUUGCUGGGCGUGUUUGGGAGCAGCAAUAGCAAUGGUAAUGCCGCAUCAAGCAAUGGCGGAGGUGGGUUCGGUGGGGGGAUGAGCGACGACGAUAUCCUGAACGGUGGGUUCGGGGGGUUGAGUAUGGGCGGUGGUGGAGCGACGGCUCCUCCGCCUCCCCAGCAGCAGUUGCAGGCUGGGGGAAAGAAGACGAAUGAGGACUUGUUGAGUCUGUUUUGA
Messenger RNA from Cyphellophora attinorum, 2334 nucleotides. Its product is annotated as AP-1 complex subunit beta-1. Gene Ontology annotation, biological process: vesicle-mediated transport; intracellular protein transport. Gene Ontology annotation, molecular function: clathrin binding. NCBI's taxonomy places the organism in Eukaryota, Fungi, Ascomycota, Eurotiomycetes, Chaetothyriales, Cyphellophoraceae. The record is from RefSeq and is a predicted model, not a curated record. Gene Ontology annotation, cellular component: membrane coat. The transcript has 2 exons. Bases 1 to 2334 code for a protein of 777 amino acids.